CGUCCAGCAUCUUUUGAAGUGUUUUACGUCCAUUGGACGAACGUGUGUGGACUUUAACAGUAGUCGCCUGCAUUGUCAUCAUUCUACUACUAAAACUAAGUUUAAAAAUUGAAUACUCUAAAUUUGAUCACGUCGAGGAUACAUUUGAACCAUCAUGGAGUCAUAUUGCUCUUUUACAUUGGGAGCAUUAUGUCAGCAAGGAUGUGCAUUCAGUCCGAAUGGAAUCAGCAGUCGUAUUUCUUUCAUCUUUAUUUUUAUCUUCACAGUGUUACUAUAUCAGUAUUAUUCUGCUAGUAUAGUCUCGAUCUUAAUCAUGACUCCAGCGAGAUUUAUUAAAACACUUCGGGAUCUGGCUUACAGUACAUUGAUACUUGGAUGUGAAGAUGUUUUAUACAAUCGUGAUUAUAUCAACAAAUUGGUAAAUGAUACAGUCGUUAAUCGAUUGUCAAAGAAAAGUCCCUAUGGCACCGACGCAAGUUUUUAUGUUGAACCGGAAGUUGGCCUUCCAAAAGUGGCAGCUGGUGGAUACGCUUAUCAUGUUGAGCUGGCCACAGCAUAUCCGAUUAUAUCAAAAACAUUUGAUGAGGAUGCAAUUUGUAGUUUGGAUGAAAUUCAAUUGUUUCAACUGCAGCAAAUGCAUCAGCCACUACAGAAAGGUUCAGAGUUUCGUGAGAUGUUAGAUUAUGUUUUGCAUAGAAUUGAUGAGAGUGGAUUGAUGUAUCGGCAGUUAAAGCAUUGGCACGCUAAGAAACCGGAAUGUAUCAGAUCUCGACCGGCAACUUCAUCAGUGAGCAUUGAAGAGUUCUAUCCGGCGUUGAGUAUGUUGUUGUUGGGAAUAUUAUUCAGCGUGUUUGUUUUUAUCGUGGAGCAUAUUAUGCACGUGCAUCAAAUGAAGCAGCAGGAACAAAUGAUGAUUCAGGAUUUGAGGAUUGAUAAGAAGCAUGGUUUAAUUACACGCGUACGACAUUAA
Dalotia coriaria is the source of this 970-nucleotide messenger RNA. RefSeq names its product ionotropic receptor 75a-like. Lineage: Eukaryota; Metazoa; Arthropoda; Insecta; Coleoptera; Staphylinidae. The transcript is spliced from 3 exons. Gene Ontology annotation, cellular component: membrane. Bases 155 to 970 code for a protein of 271 amino acids. The record is from RefSeq and is a predicted model, not a curated record. Gene Ontology annotation, molecular function: ligand-gated monoatomic ion channel activity.